Centruroides sculpturatus (bark scorpion) is the source of this 3325-nucleotide messenger RNA. RefSeq lists its product as uncharacterized. Gene Ontology annotation, biological process: signal transduction. The transcript has 7 exons. Gene Ontology annotation, molecular function: protein binding. The record is from RefSeq and is a predicted model, not a curated record. The coding region runs from base 257 to 2725 and encodes 822 amino acids. NCBI's taxonomy places the organism in Eukaryota, Metazoa, Arthropoda, Arachnida, Scorpiones, Buthidae.
AUUUUUCUUACGUGGGGAGGACGAAUAGUAACUUCGACAGCGGCGUCCCCCGUCGGGUAUGAUAAGUUUAGACAACUUUUGAAAAUGUGAAAAAUUACCAAAUUGGAACUUAACUCUGGUGUAUUUUAAUAGUAUGAAGAUAGAUAUCAGAAUUCUGGAGUAAAUAAAAACAUGACAUGACAUGACAUAUAUAUUCUAUAAUAUACUUUUAAACAAAUGAAUUAAACCAGAUCUAAGUUUAGCUUAAUCUGAAAACAUGAGUUAUCAGAAUUCCUUGAGUAGAAAAAAGAAAACUCGCUCAUCGAAAAGUUUUUCGUGGAAAAAAUCUUUCAAUUUAUCAAAAUUUUUACAUCAUAAGCAAAAUCUUCCAUUUGAUGAGAAAUUAUGUGAUAUCAAUACAAGUGAUUACAGUUCCUGCUCCUGUUCAUCUGAAUCUAGUCUUGGAUGUAGUACUGUUAGAUCUGAAUCAGUUUGUAGUGAUAGAGACAGACUUAGUGAUGUAGAUCUUAAUUUUGAAUCAGAAGAUGACUUAGAUUCUAACGAGGAAAUAAAACGAGAUACGAGGAGGACUCGGAUGUUAAAACAUAAAAAUGUUAUUGUAAUAAUUCCAGAGCAUAAUAUUUCUGGAUAUACAAGAGAUGAAUUUUAUCUAGAAUUUAUAGAUGAUCCUUUAUUUAUUCCUCAUACAAGCUGCUUUACUGAUCAUAUUAGUGAGAUAGUAUCAGUUGAACCUCAUGGAGCUAGAUUUUUUAAAGAAAAUCCUGCACUUAUCUAUUUGCCAGUGAGAGGGAAGAUAAAUAACAAAGAUAAAAUUAUAUGUCUUUGCAGUAAUACAUCACGAGAAUCCAUACCACAAUGGGAAAGGAUUCCAGAAGAAAAUUUUACUUUCAAAUCUGGCAGGGUUAUUAUUAAAGCGCAUCAUUUCAGUUUAUUUACAAUAGUUGCAGAAAGAUCUUUUCCCGAAGUUCAUGUGGGAAUUACUACAUUAGGUGGCAUGUUACAGAUAGAUGAUGUUCCAGGAGUAGAGAUAAACAUUCCUCCUGGAGCUUUAGGUGAAAAUGUCACAGUUGUUGUUCGAGUACUAUAUGAUAAUGAACCACGAAACCAAUAUUCACUUCAUUCAAAUUAUAAUACAAAAGCUUUAGCAUCACCCAUUAUAAUGGUUGGACCACAUGGAUGCCAGUUUAAUACUUUAUUUGAUCCAGUGACAGUUCGUUUACCAAUUCCACAUUAUCACCAGAUUAAGUGCCAUUUUGGGAAGAAAGCGCGAUUGACUGUUUGGAGAAGUGCCACAUCAGAAAAUGAACCUCUGUACUGGGAAAGGUUAGAUGUAGAAACUGUUAUUGAUUAUAAUCAUGGUGGUUGUGUGACUAUUUCCUUUCCAGUUGAUCAUUUUAGUUUCUUUAAAGUAUUAUGGGAUGUAUUAACUUCCUCUUUAUAUGAAGCAAAAUUGGGUGUAGCAUAUUUUUAUCCAUAUAUUUCAUUUUCAAUGAUGUGUCAGGCUUGGAUGGAAGAAAAUAAAGAUAACCAAAGCUUUGGAUUAGAAGUGAUUUGCUAUAGGAGUGAUAAGAAACUACCAGAAGCUACAAACUAUAAACACAAAGUUGGAAGCAGUUUAAAACCAAAACUUAUAAGGCCAGGAUGCAUUACUGUAAAAUUGAAGUCCGAGUUGUUUGAGGCAAAUGUGGAUGCAGGAGAAGAUUUAUCACUAUUGAAGAUUGAGCCAGAUUUUCGAGGAAGAGAAUUUGAAAAACAGUUUGCUUGCAGGUUUAGACAAGGGAAGCCUAAUGUUGAAAGAGGAACAUUUGGGAAAGUUAUAGUUGAAAGGAAACCCAAAGAAGGACCAAAUGAACCACUCUUUGAAUUUAAUUUACAUAAAAGUGGUGUUGAAAAUGAAACAUUUCCUCCUGAUUCAACUGAUCGUUGGUCUGUUGUGGCAAUUAAAGAACUAGCAGGAACUUUGCACAUCACUGAAGAUAACAAUUGGAAGAAGUUUGCUCGUCACAUUGGUUUUACAAAAAACGAAAUACAGACAAAAUUAGCUUAUUCAGCAGAUCCCUUUCUUGCUAUGGUAAAUUUAUACCAGACUCGUGGUGGAACACCUGAAGAAUUUGUUCAAUCGUUAUACGAAGUAAGUCGAUCAAUUAGAAUUCAGAUGACUUCAACUAGAAGUGGAAGCGGAUCACCUGGAGGAAGUAGCAGUGGAGCUUCAACUUCAAGAAAAUGGUUAUGGAAUUUUAGUCCUACUAAAUGGAGAGAAAAAGACGAUUCUGAUACUUCUGUGACAGAAACUAGUGUUAGUUCUCGCAAAAGAUCAAAUCCGAGCGGAUCUAGUGGAAAUAGUGCCAAAAAGAGACGAAGGCGUUUUUCAGACGUUUCGGAAACUAUGUCCAGUUCAGAAGAAUCUGUUGGAACCGAAGAAAAUAGGAGAAAUGAAAAUAAACUGAACGACACAGAUAUGUGGAACAUUUCAUCAUUAAUGAAUACAAUGAAUUGGCGUGCUUUAGGAAGAACCUUAGGGUUGGAAGAAAGUGUUCUGUUAAAUAUAGAGCAUGCCUAUAAAGCCACCGGCUUUAGAGAAUGUGCCUAUCAAAUGUUGUUAGAAUGGAAAGGACGUCAACCUCAAAAAUGUACGUUUGGUACCUUGUAUACGUCACUGUGCAAAGAAAACAUGAAUGGUAUUGCCAAACAGUUGAGCGUCAUGAAAUUAGGAAAUCAGGAGUAGUUUCAAAUUAUAUGUAUAAUUUUCAUAUUGUUAUUUUGUAUAGCAGAAAUUUUCAUAAAAUUAGAUUAUCAUUUUAAAAUAUAUUUUUGUAAAUAAGUUUUUAUAUCUUUGUUACCUGAAAAUCAAUUCCAACAUUGCAUACCGAAAAUGACGGAACUCCUGACAUUCACAGUGAUUCAGUCAGAUAAAUUAUUGUUCAUAAUCAUGAAAAAUUUUUUAAUAAUCAUUUAAGAAAAGAUUAUUAAAUUGAUAAUAUCAAUAUAUAUCAUAUAACAUAUAUAAUCAUUUAUUGUGUAUCAUUUUCAGUUGCUCACGGAAAAUACAUUUAUUGUUGAGUUAACUUUUUUUUAAAUAUGUACUAAGUUAAUGUUAUUCAUGUUACAUUUUAACUUUGACCAGGAAAUUUUCAGAUUCAUUGAAUUUGAAGAUUAUUGUAAUCUCUUUUUAAUACCAAUGUACAGAAGUAUUGUGCAAUGCCAGAAGAACAAAGUGAUACCGAAGAAUUUUUAAUGAAUACCUGAUUAAAUUUUAAAUAUAUAUCAUUUAAUUUUAUGGCAAUAUUUGUAAAUAAUUUUGUAUUAUAUUUCAUUUUCAUUUUAU